Molecule: messenger RNA, 1320 nt
Organism: Drechmeria coniospora
Lineage: Eukaryota; Fungi; Ascomycota; Sordariomycetes; Hypocreales; Ophiocordycipitaceae
Exons: 1
Coding region: 1-1320 (439 amino acids)
Source: RefSeq, a predicted model, not a curated record
AUGUCCCUGAAAUCUUGCAUUGCUGAGUUCAUCCCUCACAUCUGCACUUUUCUUGGCCCCGUCGAUAUUGCUUCCCUGCGACUUGUCAGCCGAGACCUGUGCGCAAAAGCGAACGCUGCAUUUGCGUCCGCCUCGUUCGAAGUCGUGGAAACGGAUCUCUCUGCCGAAAGCAUCAAAGUUCUCGACGCCAUUGCUCGCCACCACGAGUUCCGGCUCUGCGUCCGUACAGUACGCAUUCUCCGGAGGUCCACCAGCGAGUACGUGCAUCGGCCUCUUAACCUGACGGCCCGUCACAGACCCCCCAAGGCGACAGCCGCCCUCGACUUCUGCGAGCCAAACGUAGUGGCGAGCAUUUACGACACAUGGCGUCGUUUUGACAACUGCUGCGCCUUUGAGAUAUGCGAUAGCCCUGGCGUCUUUGACGAUGACAACGUCCUUGCUCUAGGCCUCUCACCCGCCAACGUCAUCCGUCUUGUCACGUCCGCCUUGGCGUCCGACGUACGCAGCCCCGUUGCGCUGCGAGUAUAUAUCCAACGGGAGGUACAACAUAAAGAGGCAUCUCCAGUCCAGUUGUCAUCGCUCACUACUGUCACGAGCGGAAUGUCAUCGAUCCGGGAUCUCACCAUUCUGUGGUCCAUUGAAGCAAAUGAUACCGCGCUGGCCGUCAAACUCGUCAAGGAUGCCCCCUUCCUUGAGAGACUCCAUUUGAACUUUGUCUCGUCGUUGCAUGCGGAUCUGGUCAUGGCCGGACUCGCAAACGCGCCAUUUCUGCCUCCCAUCCAGCAACUCCGCAUCGGCUCCAUGCAUCUGGCCACCGGGAAACAUCUCGCUGCAGUACUCAUCCAUCUCCGACACCUCCUCUGCGAGCUGCACAUUGGCGCCGUUCAUCUACAUAAGAACGACUGGAGUUGGCUGUUUCGAAAGUUGUCGCAGAAUGACUUUCCGUUUUUGAAAAGGAUCGCCGUCUGCGCUAUCAGGGCUCCUGACGCAGCCGGGGGUUCCACCGCUGCUAACCUCUAUUUCUGUCCGCUCCGACUCGAUCAACGCCUGCUCGAGAGCUGCGCCGGAGCUUUUGAGUUCAUGCUGUCACCGUGCCGCGGCAAGAUGCGCGUCGGCGGCAUCCGCUUCACCGGUCAGGGAGCGAGCAUGAAGCUGGCUCUUGAUGCCCUUGCCUCUGAGUCUUCGUACUAUCUGCUUUGCCGAUCUAGCAGGCUGCCUAGCCCGGGGCAUCCAAAUAUGAGGACUUUCGCCGAGGCUCGCGUGGGUCGCCUUGUACCGUCGUUUGUUCAUGUGAAAAUAUGGGACGGCGUUCAUACAUGA